AUAACAGUGGCGCUUGCGCGGCUGAGGAGUGUGCGUCUGCGAUGGGGUUUCUGCGAAAUAGUGAUUGACGGAUAUGAAUUUUGUUGCUAACACCAAGAAGAUAUUACAGAGACGUAGCUACGACUUUCUCUCGCAGAAAUAUUCUAUUUUAUUGAUUACUUUAAUCAUUUUUUCAUUGUUAACCACUGUAAUACAAUUUGGUGAGGUGUGGUUACGUUGGAGCAAGGAGAAAUACGAAGCUGCGUUCAAUCCAUUUAGUGACAAUGUCAUCAAAAAACCACUACAGGAUAAGCUUUGCCAGCAUGUACCUAUUGAUGUUGUUUACACAUGGGUUAACGGUUCGGACCCUUUACUGCAAGGGCAACUUCGUGAGUAUGAAGAGAAGCUGCGAGAGGAGAAGCCGGCAGAGUGCCCUUACGCAGUCUGUUUGCCGUCACACAUUGUCACAGCGAGGUUCCCUAAUGAAGGGCCAGAAAAGGAAUAUGACAUCGCUCUGACCAACCUGUGGAAUAGAGAGAAAGUGCAAAACCCACCUGAGAAGAAUCAUUCUCUGAAUAGAACAAUCAUUUACUUCUCUGAUCCAGAAGAGGCAGGUGAUGUCGUCCAGCAGACAGUGAUGGUUAAGAAGGCUAAUGUUACUCUUUUUCAGGCUCACUGGACAUCAGAAAAAUUUGCCCCAGCUUCUUACCCUGUGAAGAAUACACUCAUAAUUACUGGCAUACCAUCAGUUGUCAUGCACAACAUAGAAAAUGAUAUUCGUGCUUUAUUUCAAAAAUAUGUGGGAGAUAACAUUGUCAAUGUUUGGAUGUACCCCAACAAUGGGACAUCUGUCAUAGAGCUGGGUACUGAGAAAGCGGCUACAGCAAUGAUGGAGCUAUCGAGAGGCACCCUGUAUUUGGAGGAAAUGAAAAUAACGGUCAGUAAUGCGUACAUAAUAAUGGAGCUGCCUUUUGCUAAUACGGAGAGUUUGGCACCAUCAAGAUUUGAGGACAAAGAGGAGUUGCGGUAUUCCCUGCGUUCUCUCGAGAAAUUUGCCCCGUGGGUUCGCCACGUGUAUGUGGUGACAAACGGCCAGAUACCUCACUGGUUAAACCUGGACAACCCACGUCUUACUGUGGUCCCUCACAACAAAAUAUUUCCCGACAUGUCUCAUUUGCCGACAUUCAGUAGUCCGGCAAUAGAAACUCACUUGCAUAGGAUUCCUGGCUUGUCAGAUAAAUUCUUAUAUUUCAAUGAUGAUGUGAUGCUUGGCAAGGAAGUUUGGCCAGAAGACUUUAUUACCUAUUCUAAAGGGCAGAAGGUAUACUUCUCAUGGUCAGUUCCAGACUGUUCAGUUUUAUGUCCAUGGUCUUACAUCAAUGAUGGCUCCUGUGAUGUUGCAUGUAACACUUCAGACUGCUUUUAUGACGGUGGCGACUGCGAUCUCGGAAAUGGAGAUGCCGGAAGUAAUGGUGGCGUGGAAAUGUAUGAUGAGAACAACCAGAGCAUGGAUGCUUUCAAUGAUGAUGGAUUUGACAGUCAGCUCAAUUUUGAAGACAAUAAUGACAAUCCAUUCAAGCACAUAAACUUUUUUGAUGACAUGGAUAGGAAAGAAGGAAGUCGCCAGGAGGAUUCAGUAGCUAAACUUUUUAACACCUCAGAAAGAGAAACACUUACAGAAAAUACUCUCAGUGCAAUUAACAGUGUUGAAGAAAAUAAUGAAUAUACUGAACCUGUAGCAUCAUCAUCUACAGCUCCUCAUGUUUCUGUAAGUCGCCAAACUAACUAUAAAUUCCAUUAUAACUAUGACAGAACAUUGUCACAUGAUUCAGUCACCAAAUUUCCUGUUGGUUCUAAUGAAACUGUAGGACCACUGACACCAGAUAACAGUGUGUCACUUGGUACUGGUCGGUUCUCAAGUGUUCCUGAUGUAAACAAAGAGGUUGAUGUUAAUGACUAUAACAGCACUAGAACAUUUGCUACCAAGUAUGUGGGCAAAUUUGUCAGUUCUAUCAAUAGGAAGCCAAACUCCAUUGAUGAUAACUUUCAACUUGCAGAUGAAACCAGACAUGUGAAAAACGCGGACGGAAGUUCUCACAAAACCAGACGCCAGUCAUCUUUGAGGAAAAACGUGAAAGAUAUGAUCAAACAAAACAGGAAAAAUUAUGGAAAAUACCACAGAUGGGACAGAACUAAUGUUGAAAAAAUUAUUCCUAAUGCUUCUAAACCAAGAAAGGCAUUUCUGGAGCGUGUUAAUGGCAUGAGUGUCACAGAAUUUCCUCACGAGAAACAGAAUUACAACCAAUUACGUGUUUAUCGAACACCUUACGGAAUAUCUCGAAAGGUGCUUAGAGACUCGUUUGCUGGGUCAUUGCUCUACGUAAAUCGCCUUUAUAGCAAGGAAUUUGGUUUUGAGGUGCGAAAAGUUCCUGCACAUAUGCCUCACCUCAUAGAUAAAAAGAUAAUGGAAGAUUUGCAGAGAAGAUUUCAGGACGAAUGGCUCUUGACCUCUUCGCAUAAGAUACGUAGAGCAAAUGAUAUGCAGUAUGCUUUCUCUUACUUUUAUUUUCUUAUGAGUGAAAAGAAGUCGCGAUCUGCUUCAGAGAUAUUUGACAUAUUUGACACUGAUCAGUCAGGAACAUUGUCUGACAGAGAAAUUAGGACACUUCUGGCGAGACUUUAUGAAUUGCCCAUUGGCUUUCACCGUGUUACAGCCUUUACCAACAAAGUAAUAAAUUGUUCUAGAACAGUGCCACAUGUAGUAUAUGAGAGAGAAGCAUUCACACCGAUGUAUGAGAGGUACCAGGACUCCAGGCUUCCUAUUGUGAGCAGACCACUUGUGGUGAAUUGUGGGCCAUUGGCGAAGUUGUUAACAUCCAAGUUUGGCUCAGUAAAAAGGUAUAAAUAUGAAAUAGUGAAAGAUAAACAUCAAGAUGUGACUUUCAAAAUGAUUAAUUCAAACAUAACCCACGUGGUCUCUGUUCUAGAUGAAAUACGGAAGGAACCAAAGAAAUUCAUAUGUCUGAAUGACAAUCUGGACCCUGCCGUUGAGAAAGUCAAUGAUGUGAUUCGUGCAGUUCUGCAGGACUUUUAUGAAGCACUGUUUCCUGCUCCAUCAUCUUUUGAACUGCCACCAGAAUACCGAAAUCGGUUUCUGCAUGUAUCAGAACUGGAGGCUUGGAGAGCGAGCCGAAAUAUUGCACGCGUGUUUGUAUAUUUAUGCCUAGCUUUACUUCUCAGCUUUUCACUUGUCAGUUUCCUUCUGAUUGAGCGCCAGGUUCGAUGCCGUCGUAAAGCGUCAAAUGGCAAUCUGGCAAGACAAUAUGCAGAUGUGGGCGUGUAAUGUGUAAAGAAUGCUACAGGUUCUGAACCACAAUCUAGUCACAAUGUAAAUAAUAUUUCCUUACAUUCCAGUUUUUGAUGGAUAUAUUUGUAAUUUGUUUAUUAAUAAUUUUUGUCUUAAAUAAUACUUUUUGUAAUAUGAAUAGGCAAUGAAUGUAAGAUGUGUGUGUAUAUAUAUGGCAUCAGACUGUUUGUUUGUAAUAGUGUGAAUAAGGAAGAGCUGUACAGUUCAUAUAAAACAUCACACCAUUUUGUCUGUACAGCAAAUACACCAGUGGUGUUAGAAAUGUAA
Schistocerca americana (American grasshopper) is the source of this 3613-nucleotide messenger RNA. It is a transcript of the gene Gnptab, whose product is annotated as N-acetylglucosamine-1-phosphotransferase subunits alpha/beta. Bases 74 to 3322 code for a protein of 1082 amino acids. Gene Ontology annotation, molecular function: calcium ion binding; UDP-N-acetylglucosamine-lysosomal-enzyme N-acetylglucosaminephosphotransferase activity. The record is from RefSeq and is a predicted model, not a curated record. Lineage: Eukaryota; Metazoa; Arthropoda; Insecta; Orthoptera; Acrididae. The transcript is spliced from 13 exons. Gene Ontology annotation, biological process: N-glycan processing to lysosome; carbohydrate phosphorylation. Gene Ontology annotation, cellular component: Golgi apparatus.